Linnemannia hyalina is the source of this 357-nucleotide messenger RNA. The record is from the annotation of a GenBank genome assembly. Lineage: Eukaryota; Fungi; Mortierellomycota; Mortierellomycetes; Mortierellales; Mortierellaceae.
AUGUCCAUUCGUCUCAUCAACACCUCAAGAGAGGUCAUCGAGUUUCCCACAGUCCAGGAGGCAUACGACUUUGUUCUCUCCCUUGACACCCCAAUGGCAUUCAGAACUGAUGCGCCUGAUCCCGUCUGCAUCCCCAUCGAUCCUGAAUCAAGCCCAAGCCAGUUGUCCCUUCGCACCUAUGCCCUCCUCCCAUUGACGGAUAAGGAGAAGGUGGCUAUGAGGAAUAAGCUCCAUAACAUGGUCAAUGAGAUGAAGCAGGGAGUCGGUAUCCCUGGCCUCAGCGAUGUCGAUACCGAGUUGAUCACUGCGCUCGCUAACUCUGCCGAGGCACAAACUAAGGCACCUGAAUCUAGCUAG